AUGACCACAUUUAUGGCAAUUGUUGUGAUUGUUAGCCAUAGAAAGUUAACAUAUAAGGGACCGUACUGGACAAAUUGUUUUUUCGCUUUUGACUUUGCGAAACUUGACUUGAGCUUCCGCGUUACUAUGACUUUGACGCACAGGACUUGUAUCCACCCGGGCUUCCCGCUUCCGAUAAACGUCACGAGCGCUUCCGUGCGCAGAUUGCAAGAAGUUGACAAUACCCCCGUCACCUACCGAGGACGACCGUGGCAGACGCCAUCCGCCACGCCCUAUGGUGCUGGUCCAUCCGAGACACCGCUACGCACGCCACGCGGGGAGCCAGUGACGAAACGCCCGCGGUAUGAUAUCGACUCAAGUCUAGACGACUUCCAGGCGCGGUAUACCUCGGAAGACAACGCUAGCUUUACACAGAAUAUGGAUGAGGAGAAUCGGAAGCACAAGGAGAGGUAG
Suillus clintonianus is the source of this 453-nucleotide messenger RNA. RefSeq lists its product as uncharacterized. Gene Ontology annotation, cellular component: catalytic step 2 spliceosome. NCBI's taxonomy places the organism in Eukaryota, Fungi, Basidiomycota, Agaricomycetes, Boletales, Suillaceae. The transcript has 3 exons. The coding region runs from base 1 to 453 and encodes 150 amino acids. The record is from RefSeq and is a predicted model, not a curated record.